UGCGCGGCGCAGCGUCCUGUGGUGGAAUGUGCGGCUCCCGCGAGCUCGCCGCGCAACAACAGAUCGAGAGUCGCCGAGGCCCGGGGCCCGAGACCCGAGUGGCGGCAGCGACGGGGACGGCAGAUCGAGGGCCGGCGGCUUGAGUAGACUGUCUCGUCUCAGUCCUGGGCCUUCGCGGUCCUUGACGGCCCCGGCGCCUAACUUUUCUCCCCUCUCCCGAAACUCCAGCAACAAAGAAAAGUAGUCGGAGCAGGAGCGGCGGCGCAGGCCCGAGCGCCCCCCGGGAGCCGAGGACGGCGAAACGCAAUUAUGGCUACCCAAGUGAUGGGCCAGUCUUCUGGAGGAGGAGGUUUGUUCACCAACAGUGGCAACAUGGGCAUGGCCUUAACUAAUGACAUGUAUGACUUGCAUGACCUCUCCAAAGCUGAGCUGGCUGCCCCUCAGCUUAUCAUGUUAGCAAACGUAGCCUUAACUGGGGAAGUCAAUGGCAACUGCUGUGAUUAUCUGGUUGGAGAAGAGAGACAGAUGGCGGAAUUGAUGCCUGUUGGCGAUAACAACUUUUCAGAUAGUGAUGGAGAAGGACUUGAGGAAUCUGCUGUAAUGAAAGGUGAAGCUGAUGGGUUAGGAAGCAUGGAACUGAGAAGUAUGGAGCUUAGUGUUGCAGAACCACAGCCUGUCUUUGAGGCCUCAUCAGCUGCCCCUGAAGUCUACAGCUCCACUAAAGAUCUUCCUCCUGAAACAUCUGGAGCAGAGGACAAAUGCAAGAACUCGAAGAGCAAACCCUUUCGCUGUAAGCCAUGCCAGUAUGAAGCAGAAUCUGAGGAGCAGUUUGUGCACCAUAUCAGAGUCCAUAGUGCCAAGAAGUUUUUUGUGGAAGAAAGUGCAGAGAAGCAAGCCAAAGCCAGGGAAUCUGGCUCUUCCACUCCGGAGGAGGGAGAUUUCUCAAAGGGCCCCAUUCGAUGUGACCGCUGUGGCUAUAAUACCAAUCGAUACGAUCAUUAUACUGCACACUUGAAACACCACACUCGGGCUGGGGAUAAUGAGCGUGUCUACAAGUGCAUCAUUUGUACUUAUACGACAGUAAGCGAGUAUCACUGGAGGAAACACUUAAGAAACCAUUUCCCAAGGAAAGUGUACACAUGUGGCAAAUGCAACUACUUUUCUGACAGAAAAAACAAUUAUGUCCAACAUGUUCGGACUCAUACAGGAGAACGCCCAUAUAAAUGUGAACUUUGUCCAUAUUCAAGUUCUCAGAAGACUCAUCUAACCAGACACAUGCGCACUCACUCAGGUGAGAAGCCAUUUAAAUGUGAUCAGUGCAGUUAUGUGGCCUCUAAUCAACAUGAAGUUACCCGCCAUGCAAGACAGGUUCAUAAUGGGCCUAAACCUCUUAAUUGCCCUCACUGUGAUUACAAAACAGCAGAUAGAAGCAACUUCAAAAAACAUGUAGAGCUACAUGUUAACCCACGGCAGUUCAAUUGCCCUGUAUGUGACUAUGCAGCUUCCAAGAAGUGUAACUUACAGUAUCAUUUCAAAUCAAAGCAUCCUACUUGUCCUAACAAAACAAUGGAUGUUUCAAAAGUGAAACUAAAGAAAACCAAAAAACGAGAGGCUGACUUGACUGAUAAUAAUGUUACCAAUGAAAAAUCAGAAUCAGAGCAGACAAAAGCAAAGGGAGACAUGGCUGGAAAGAAAAAUGAAAAACCUGUAAAGGUGGAGAAAAAAGAGAAAAAGCCUUCUAAUAAUGUCUCAGUGGUCCAAGUCACUACCAGAACUCGCAAAUCCACAACAGAGACUAAAGACGUGGAUGUGCACCCAGGAAAUAAUUUGGAAAAAUCCUGUAAAACCAAGAAAAGCAAAAGAAAGAUGGAAGCCGAAGUCCAUUCCUUGCAUGAUCCUGUGAAUGGGGAGGGACCUGUGAUGAAAAAGAAAAAGAAAUCAGAAAGCAAAUCCAAAAAUAGUCAAGAAGUGCCAAAGGGUGAUGGCAAAAUGGAGAAUAAGGAGGAAAAUAAGAAGCAAAAUACCUCCAUGAAAAAAAGCUCAAAGAAGAAAUCUCUGAAAAGUAAAUCAAGUAAAAAGAGUAAGUCUACCUUGAAGGAGGCCGUACAGAAGGGGUCUGCUCAGACAGAGGUUCCUCAGAUGGAGCCUGCCCUGAAGAGGCCUGCUCAAAUGGAGAGUCAGAUGGAACUGACUCCUCUUAAGGAUUCUGCUCAAGUGGAGGUGGCUGAGAAGGAGUCGGCUCAGAUGGAAGUGCCUCUUCCCAAGGAGCCUGCCCACCUGGAGGUGACUGAGAAGGGGUCGGCUCAGAUGGACGUGCCUCUUCCCAUGGAGCCUGCCCACCUGGAGGUGACUGAGAAGGGGUCGGCUCAGAUGGACGUGCCUCUUCCCAUGGAGCCUGCCCACCUGGAGGUGACUGAGAAGGGGUCGGCUCAGAUGGACGUGCCUCUUCCCAUGGAGCCUGCCCACCUGGAGGUGACUGAGAAGGGGUCGGCUCAGAUGGAAGUGCCUCUUCCCAUGCAGGCUGCCCACCUGGAGGUGGCUCAGAUGGACGUGCCUCUUCCCAUGCAGCCUGCUCGCCUGGAGGUGACUGAGAAGGAGUCGUCUCAGAUGGAAGUGCCUCUUUCCAUGGAGCCUGUUCAGAUGGAGGUGAUUUCACCUGAGGCUGUUCCCAUGGAGCCCGAACAGAUGGAGGUUGUUCAGGAGUUGGCUCAGACAGAGCCUCUUCAUCCCAUUGAGCCGCCUUUCCAGAUGGAGGUGGUUUCCAAACGGUCAUCUCCCAGAAAAGACAAUAAAAAGGAAAAGUCCAACAUUCAGAGUGAAAUGGCACGACAGGAGCAAGUCCUUAUUGAAGUUGGCUUAGUGCCUGUUAAAGGUAGCCAACUUGUAAAGGAAAAUGCAAGCACACAGGAUCUCUUAGCACCAUUGUCAUCACUUCCAAAGGAAAACAUAAGAGAAGAGUUAAAAGACCAAAAACUAUCCUCUGAAGGUGAAGAAAAUAAAGAAGCCCUUCUACAAAAAGAAGGAAUCGAAGAGGCGAAUAAGAAUCCAACUGAUCUUGCUGCUUCCAAGGAAUCUACCAGUGUUUCAUCCAGUGAACAAAACUUGAGUAUGACAAGUGGUGAAACUUCAGAUGACAAAUAUAAGACUGACUCAGCUGUGACGUGUGAGAAGGAAAUGAACACUGAACAGAACACAACAGAGAAUGCCCCUGGUAAAGACCCAGCUGGUGAAGAAUCAUUGUGUCUUCCAACGGAAGAAUGCCAGGCAGUGUCUGAUACAGCUUUGGCUUCACCUCCUGUUACUGUGGCAGUAAAUGAUACUCAGGAAAUUGAUGAAGAUGAAGGCAUCCACAGUCACGAUGGAAGUGACCUAAGCGACAACAUGUCAGAAGGGAGUGAUGACUCUGGAUUACACGGAGCUCGGCCUGUUCCACAAGAAACUAGUACAAAAAGUCCAAAGGAAGCUUUGGCAGGCAAAGUGGCUGAGGGAGAUUUUGUUUGUAUCUUCUGUGAUCGUUCUUUUAGAAAGGAGAAAGAUUACAGCAAACACCUCAAUCGCCAUUUGGUUAAUGUGUACUUCCUUGAAAAAGCAGCAAAAGGGCAAGAGUAAUUAAACUUUGGACUAGGUUGCAUUUCUUAGUAAGAUCUUGCAGUUUUUAAACUUCAUUUAUGGGAGUAAGCAAACUUACUAAGAUUGCUUUAAUUAGUGACCAGUAUCAAUUUUUAAGUGACAUUCUUUUCCUUAGGACUUUAUGUGUAUCUGUUGAUUUUUAGCAAAUCUAAUGGAGUUAAUGUAAUGAAACCAAGCAGAUACCUAAAUCUUAGCCAUACUUAGCCAGUUGAAGUGAGAAAGCCAGCAUGUUAUAUAGCAUUCUAUUGCUUUGUCCAGUUACUUGUCAUUUUUUGUCUUCUCUUUUACUUUACUUUUAGUUUCUUGUUGUCCUUGAUAAGAAUUGGCUUAAUAGCAAAUUACUUGAAGAAUUUGCCUGCUUUAUGUAAAAUUAGCACUUUAAGAUUUCUUUAGAAAUGAAAAAGGUAUUUACGUUGAAGAAAAAUGCUCCCAAUAGUGGAUGUUGUUAUCAGUCCAGGUAUUUACUUCCUGAAUUUUGAUCUUAUUUCAUGUUCAUAUGUUAAUCAUCUUUAUAAAACAGUGAUUUGGGUGGGAUUUGUUGGGGGGGUGCUUUAAUGGCUUAAAAUGUUGCACAUUGUUUUUUUUUUAACCUAUGCAGUUAAAUUUUUUUUCUAGAAUAGCAUUUGUGUGAACAGUAACACUUUAUACAUAUAUAUAUAUAUACAUAUAUAUAUAUAUGCAUGUUUAUUUUUUUUCCUCUUUGGGAAGGGAUGUUUUCAGGCUUGUUUGCAAAAGGGCAGUUAUUUUCUUUGAGGCUUUUUUUGUUUUUGGUUUUUUUUUUUUUGCAGAAUAAUAGUGUGUGAAAGUUUGUGAGCAGAUGAAACCUGAAUAUGCAGGUUCGAUUGAUUUUGAUCUUCACCUUUUAUAUCUAUGCCAGAAUAUGUUUCACCAUGUUAUUUAUUUUGAAUGGAUAUAGUAAAUUCACAGCUUAUUUGAUUUUGCAACAAACCACUAGGUUCCACAUUGAAUUUUUAUCUCCAAUAUCAACCAUUAGAAUUUGAGCCUUUUCUGACACAGUUACUUUUUUUUUGGGG
Molecule: messenger RNA, 4664 nt
Organism: Dipodomys spectabilis (banner-tailed kangaroo rat)
Lineage: Eukaryota; Metazoa; Chordata; Mammalia; Rodentia; Heteromyidae
Gene: Rest
Product: RE1 silencing transcription factor
Exons: 4
Coding region: 310-3609 (1099 amino acids)
Biological process (GO): regulation of gene expression
Cellular component (GO): nucleus
Source: RefSeq, a predicted model, not a curated record